CUGUAGUAGUAUCAUUCUUUCCAUCAACUGGGCUGGCGGUGGCGGCGGCAGAGCAGGAGGAGGAGCAGCCGAGACCCAGACGACGAUGAAGAGGUCGGAGUCGGAGGAGCGCAGCAGCUUCCUCAUCGAGAGCGACGACGACGACGAGGAAGCCCACCCCCAGCACUCCUCCUCCCUCCCCAAGGAUGGCGACGACGACUCCGACUCUGAUUCCUCCUCCUGCGCCACCCCGCGCGCCCGCCCAAGCUCCUACUCCGCCCACCAAUGGCCGCAGAGCUACAGGCAAUCAAUUGACAUUUAUAGUAGCGUACAGUCGCCCAAUCUGAGCUUUUUGGGAACUCCAACUCUAAGCAGACUCUCCAACUCAUUCCUCAACAACUCUUUUCGGGGCAAAACCCCUGAAAUCAUCUCUAAUCUUGUCAAGCCACUUCUACGCCCAUCUACAAGUGACGACCAGCACCAACAGCAGCAGCAGCAGCAUGAUGAUACCCGUAAGAGUUCACAGUACCUGCUGCCCUCAAGAAAACCGUCUUUGCAACAGAUCCCGGAGGAUCAAAAGCCAUUGCUGGUUGGUCAUGAGGUGCCAGCUUAUCAACAACAAUGCUCUUACACCCAGGCAGUCAUGAAUGGAAUAAAUGUUCUGUGUGGUGUGGGUAUCCUGUCGACCCCUUAUGCCAUUAAACAGGGAGGCUGGCUUGGACUGGUGAUACUUUGUUUAUUUGCUGUGCUCGCAUGGUACACUGGUGUGCUCCUCCGACGCUGCCUGGACAGCAAGGAGGGUCUUGAGACAUACCCUGAUAUUGGCCAUGCUGCCUUUGGCACCACCGGCCGUAUAGCCAUCUCGAUAAUCCUGUACGUUGAACUAUAUGCCUGUUGCAUUGAGUACUUGAUAUUGGAAAGCGACAAUUUAUCAAAGUUAUUCCCCAAUGCACAUCUAACCAUUGGGAGCAUGACACUUAAUUCUCAUGUAUUCUUCGCAAUCUUGACCACCCUCAUAGUCAUGCCAACCACUUGGCUCCGUGACCUUAGCUGUCUGAGCUAUCUUUCAGCUGGAGGUGUCAUUGCAUCAAUCCUUGUAGUUGUCUGCCUAUCCUGGGUUGGGGUUGUUGACCAUGUCGGCUUUGAGAACAAAGGGACUGCACUGAAUCUCCCAGGAAUUCCCAUUGCAAUUGGACUGUAUGGUUAUUGCUACUCAGGACAUGGUGUGUUCCCGAACAUCUAUUCUUCUCUGAAGAACCGCAACCAGUUUCCUUCUAUUCUUUUCACUUGUAUUGGGUUGUCCUCGAUUUUGUUUGCCGGUGCUGCUGUGAUGGGAUAUAAGAUGUUUGGUGAAUCGACGGAAUCUCAGUUCACGCUGAACUUACCAGAGAAUUUGGUGGUUUCAAAGGUUGCCGUCUGGACAACGGUGGCUAAUCCAAUAACCAAAUAUGCAUUAACCAUAACCCCAUUGGCCAUGAGUUUGGAAGAGUUGCUGCCUCCAAAUCAGCAGAAGUAUGCGAACAUAAUCAUGCUUAGAUCAUCCCUGGUGGUCUCAACCCUCCUCAUUGCUCUAUCUGUCCCCUUCUUUGCUUUGACAGGGCUAGUUAUGGCGUUGGUUGGUUCUUUACUCACCAUGCUUGUGACCUAUAUACUUCCUUGCGCCUGCUUCUUGGCCAUCCUUAAGGGUAAAGUGCCCUGGCAUCAGAUUGCAGCCUGCUCAUUCAUCAUCGUGGUAGGGGUUUGCUGCGCUUGCGUGGGGACAUACUCAUCCCUCUCAAAGAUUGUCCAGAACUACACCUGACCUGAUCGAGUGGCCAGCUGAGGGCCGGAUCACUAGCUAGCUGUUUGUUAUAUAUUCACCCUUGGAUACCACAACAAAGUUUUGCAACUGGAUUCGACUAUGUAUAAUUAUUUUGGAUUAUUGUUUCAUUUCUGGUAA
Messenger RNA from Oryza brachyantha (malo sina), 1918 nucleotides. Its product is annotated as amino acid transporter AVT1C-like. NCBI's taxonomy places the organism in Eukaryota, Viridiplantae, Streptophyta, Magnoliopsida, Poales, Poaceae. Gene Ontology annotation, cellular component: plasma membrane. The coding region runs from base 86 to 1780 and encodes 564 amino acids. The record is from RefSeq and is a predicted model, not a curated record. The transcript has 12 exons.